Helobdella robusta is the source of this 702-nucleotide messenger RNA. RefSeq lists its product as hypothetical. The transcript has 7 exons. The record is from RefSeq and is a predicted model, not a curated record. Lineage: Eukaryota; Metazoa; Annelida; Clitellata; Rhynchobdellida; Glossiphoniidae. Gene Ontology annotation, cellular component: membrane. Gene Ontology annotation, biological process: vesicle-mediated transport. Bases 1 to 702 code for a protein of 233 amino acids.
AUGUACUCAGAAGAUAGACUGGAGGGAUUGAAAGCGAAUAACGAUGAUGAUGAUAAUGAUGAUGAUCUAGGAAUGAUGGAAGAAUUGAGAACUUGCAUGUCACAAGUCAUAAAUAGGGCGGUGCGUGUUGAGAAAAAGCUUAAAGUUAUGGAAACCAAACUGAAGCCAGAUACUGGAGAACGAAGUGUAACGGAUGAACGUAAAAUUCAACACUCCACACUUUCCAAAAACUUUCUCGACGCCAUGAACGAUUACUACUCCUGUAGAAUGGAAUAUAGGUCAAAAUGUAAGGCGCGAAUCCAAAGGCAACUUGAAAUAACUGGCAGAUCAUUAUCGGAUGAAGAAAUGGAGCGAUUUGUGGAGGGUGUUGGAAAUCUAAACAUAUUCACUAACGGGAUUAUAGCAGCUACUGAAAUCACCGAAGUUAAACAAGCCAUAGAGAUUUCAGAAUCGAACUGCAGCAACAACAACUACACCAACAUCAACAACAACUACAUCAUCAACAACAGCCACAUCAUCAACAACAACUACAUCAUCAACAACAACUACAUCACCAACAACAACUACAACAACAACGACAACAACUACAACAUCAACAACAACAACACCAACAACAGCAGAAAAAACAACAAACCGAGCAUUGUAGUAUACAAUGACAAAAAGAAAAUCCGUGUCUGGUAUGAAGCAAAUGCGAAAAAAUGA